Molecule: messenger RNA, 1034 nt
Organism: Lactuca virosa
Lineage: Eukaryota; Viridiplantae; Streptophyta; Magnoliopsida; Asterales; Asteraceae
Source: the annotation of a GenBank genome assembly
CAAACGUACACGGCGUUUACGCCAUCACAAGUUUUACCUAACUAAAAGUCUUCUCUGAUUCCAAUACUCUUCCACUCUGAUACUAUCCACUUCAUCUCUCUACUGGGAAUUCGCUAAUCUUGCAGCCAGUGGUGAACUUAUUCACAGAUCGGGUAGUUAUGGGGGUAGUGAAGGCGGCGAUUGGUGAUGGGGUGUUGACUUUCAUGUGGGUUUUCUGUGCUUCCACCCUUGGUGCUACUACUUCCGUCAUCGCCGCUGCCAUCGGGAUCCAAGGGAUGGCGUCGCUUUUGAUCACAAUCUCCCUCGUAUUCAUCCUCUUACUCAUCUUUGGUGUUAUUGGCGAUGCGUUGGGUGGAGCUAGCUUCAAUCCCACCGGUACUGCCGCCUUCUAUGCUGCCGGUCUCGGCCGCGAUUCCCUCGUCUCCGCCGCCGUCCGAUUUCCUGCUCAGGCUUUAGGUGCUGUUGGUGGUGCUAUGGCGAUUGUUGAAGUAAUGCCAUUGGAGCACAAACACAAGCUCGGUGGACCUUCUCUAAAAGUUGACAUGCACACAGGUGCCAUUGCUGAGGGGGUGUUGACUUUCUUUACAAGUAUUUUGGUCCUAUGUAUCAUUCUCAAAGGUCCCAAAAGUCCACUCAUAAAGAAUUUUAUGCUUUCCACAUCAAUCGUCACUAUGGUCGUUGCUGGUGCCAAGUACACUGGCCCUUCAAUGAAUCCCGCCAAUGCGUUUGGGUGGGCAUAUGUGAAUAAGCGACACGACACAUGGGAACAUUUUUAUGUUUAUUGGAUUUGUCCAUUUGUAGGCGCGAUAUUUGCUGGUUGGGUUUUCCGAUUGUUCUUUCCACAUCAAUCGAAGACGAAGGUGAAGACAAAAUCGAAAAAGGCUUGAAACCGAGCUCAAGAUUUGUUUCUAAUAUGUUUUCUUAUUGGUAACUAAUUGAUGUUCAAGAAUUAGACUUCAAUUUUAAUGGGGAUUAUUUGGAUUUGAUGAUAAGUUGAUAACCUUUAUUUUAGCGUACUAUGUUUUGUAUUAAAU